AUGGCCCCAACCCUCAGCAUCUCGCCCGUCAAAACUGAGGCCGAUUGGCGCCGCGGGGCUCAGCUCAUCAUCAAAUCCUUCGGCGAUUUGCCCAUCGCACCAAGCAUGUUUGGCAACGAUACGCCUGAAGACAUUGAACGGCUGGCUAAACAGCACCAGAUCGGCCAGGAGGAGCACAUCAAGCAGUACCCAUCAGUACAGCCAGCCAUCAAGUGCUCGUAUACAGAGGCCGAUGGCACAGAGGUCAUGGUGGGGUUUGCCGAGUGGUUUAUCCACGACCGCGAGCGGACCGAGGAGGAAUACACGCGCGAGAACCACGUCCUUCGAUGCGAAUGGGUUGAAGAUCCGACCAAGCAGAAGGAAUGCGUGGACUUUAUGGGGGGAAUGGUCGCUGCGAGACAGCAGCUGUGGAAGGGACGGCCAUACGGACUGCUCAUGUUUAUGUGCGUGGACGAGGCGCAUCGUCGCAAGGGCGCGGCUACACAAUGCGUGCGAUGGGGCAUGGAGAGGUGUCAGGAGCUAGGUAUCCCUGCGUAUCUUGAAGCUACGGAGCAGGGUAUGAAGGCAUACAAGACUAUGGGAUGGGAAGUUGUGCAAGGUACGGAUAUGCUGUUUCCUGGAAUGGUAUGGUGGCCAGAGGGCGUAGAGAAGUGGGAUUUCAAGUCCUAG
Molecule: messenger RNA, 669 nt
Organism: [Torrubiella] hemipterigena
Lineage: Eukaryota; Fungi; Ascomycota; Sordariomycetes; Hypocreales; Clavicipitaceae
Source: the annotation of a GenBank genome assembly